Messenger RNA from Oreochromis niloticus (Nile tilapia), 2476 nucleotides. RefSeq lists its product as uncharacterized. The transcript is spliced from 2 exons. The coding region runs from base 974 to 1891 and encodes 305 amino acids. The record is from RefSeq and is a predicted model, not a curated record. Lineage: Eukaryota; Metazoa; Chordata; Actinopteri; Cichliformes; Cichlidae.
UUUAACAGAUUUGUCUUCCAGGAUACAGGCUCCAGGUGGAGCUGGGAGUUGGACAAGCUAAACAUUUACUUGCUGACUGAUGUUUUUACACAGGGUUACAGGUUGGAGUAUGGCUGCUCCAAGUGGGAAACCCUGGAGAUUGUUUUAGGGAGACUGUGCAACAUUCUAUGUCUCAUUGGGAAGUUGACACAUGGCGGAAGCCAUGUGGGGAGAGGAGUGUUAUUUUUAAAUCUGUAGAUGUCGUGAGGUGCCAUGACGAGAAGGAGUGACUGAGGAGAUCGUCUACAAGAUGGGAGCUGAGGCCAGGAGAGAGUCUUCAGGAGGAUCAGAGAUCACCUUCAGCACAGCAGACAUCGCGCAGGAGAUCGUCAUGAGGAGACUCUGCACAGCAAAAUUUUAAAUGAAAUGAAAGAACGUUGACGUUGAGGAAGACAACUAAGGUGUACGACGUGCUCUGCCUUAAAAUCUUCAGCAGCGUUGGAACGUCAGAAUCGAGGGAUGGAGAGAGCGUGCCAAGCUCCAAAAGUGACAGCGCAGAGGAAGUCCAGCGAUGGAAUUGUGAUUCUGUGAACAGCACAAAUGAUUUGAUGCUCUGCAGAGAAGCCUUCUGCAUGGGAAAAGAUGUAAACAGACGAGCCUUUCAUCUAAAUUUAUAUCAUGUCAACUUGUCUAGGCUGGUUAAGGGGAAACUGGAGAGAAACGGUAGUGUUAGGUGUGAUAACUGUUGUUAUUGUAACUGUGAUUUUUCUUAUAAGUGAAUUGCCCAGAGACAGACCCGAAUCCAUUCCGGCGACUCCACCAUCACAGGCCACGGCGAAGCGAACCAAACGUAGGGAAACAGGUAAAUCAGAUGAGUGUUUUGAUUAUUAUGGCGGUAUAGAGUUGGACCACGUUAAAGGGUCCACAGCUUCGUAUACAUUUGAUCUUUGUGCUGUCAUUAAAAGUAAAGGUUUAAACAGUUCAUGGCGGGGAUAUGAUGUCUGGGCCCGCUCGAUCCGUGGUGUACUUAUUCAUAGGAGUAGACGUCUCAGGGAAGGACCCAUACGGUCUGGUUAAAAUUAAUUUUAGAGAUUUUGCACCUGAUGUGGCUGAAAUAAUUGUAUUAACACCUCCCCCACCAUUGUCACUUUCAGAAUCGGGCCCACAAAUACUUGAGGUAGAUUAUACGAGACUCGAACCUAAACAGUUCAUUUCAAUGGCCACUGGCUAUCGUGAAACCAAUCUGUGGCCAGACUGGCUCAUCCAAAAUGCUAGAGAACAAAAUGUUUCAGAUUGUGUGGCGUGCGCAGCUGCCCGCCCACAUCUUUUCACAAAACCAGCUCCUCUAUAUCCCGAAGACCAGUGGGGAUUUGAGUGCAUGCUCAGACUCACCAGAGAAGCGGCUUCUGAAGGUAAUUGUACUAGGUUAGCAGGUUUGUUUUUACCAAUAGGUAAUGAUACUGUACUUGGUCUUUUCACACUGAGAAGACCCAACUACACAUGUUUUAACUUUACUGUAUCUUUCCCUGACAGACAUGAGCAUGAGGCUGGGGAGAUUAUCGCCGAUUGGUGCACUGUGACGUACCUGGCCAGAGGCAAGGUAUCAAAAGACACCGGCACCGAAAUAGGCCUGUGGGCACGUGUUGGUUUGUAUUAUUAUUAUGGUGGGUACAGACUGUAUGUUAGAAUUUCUAGUGGGACUUUUGGUCUCUGUGCCAUGGUACGUAUAGGUGCACCACUCGUUUUAGUAGGAGAAAAGGGGGUGCGGCUGGCUAAGCCCGGCACUGCUCAACUGACAGCCACGCGCAGACGACAUGUGUUGGCCAAACAGUCACCAGGAUCGUUUGACCUUACAAUAGGAUCACCAACAUACAGAGAUGCUAUUGGGGUUCCUAGGGGUGUGCCUAAAUGAAUUUAAGUUAGCGGACCAAAUUGCUGGAGGAUUUGAAAAGCUUCCCAUAUUUCCCGAUGUUUGGGGAUAUAUAGUGUACUUUUAUUUUAAAUAACACAGCUCCAGACAGCUCUGUGACUCGAACUCUGGAAGGCCUAAAGACGUUGUCCACCACGAUGUAUGAGCAUUCGGGAGUGGAUAACCUGCUGGAAGCGUGGAUGACCUCUGUCUUUGGGCAAUGGAAAGGUUUCAUUAUGUCAAUUAUGGUUUCUUUGUCUGUUUUUACUGCAAUAUUAGUGACGUGUGGGUGUCGUUGUGUGCCUUGUAUCAGAGCUUUGUUCGUAAAGACUCAUCAAUCGUGCUGUGGGAGAAUCUGAUACAAAGUCCAACAUCAGGAGACCACUUUUGGGAAAUGGGGAGUCACAGUAUGAAAACAUUAUGGUGAAAGAUUUAGUGUAGUUUUAUCUGCCAUAGGGCAGAUAAAAAGGGGGAUUUGUAGAAAUGUUUAGCUUAUUUUAGAGUUUAGACAUGUAGGAAUGUUUAGUUUGCUUUAGAGUUUAGAAAUGUGUUAAGAUAGAAUGUAGAAUUAUGGUAGAGACACUGACA